Molecule: messenger RNA, 2005 nt
Organism: Onychostoma macrolepis
Lineage: Eukaryota; Metazoa; Chordata; Actinopteri; Cypriniformes; Cyprinidae
Gene: ccr9a
Product: chemokine (C-C motif) receptor 9a
Exons: 2
Coding region: 233-1336 (367 amino acids)
Biological process (GO): G protein-coupled receptor signaling pathway; chemotaxis; immune response
Cellular component (GO): membrane
Molecular function (GO): chemokine receptor activity
Source: RefSeq, a predicted model, not a curated record
UUAUGUAAAGGAACAUAAAUUGAUAAUGAUAAUGAAUUAAGAAUGGCUAGUGUUUAAUUUCAUUUAAACAGAACCAAAUCAAAAGUCUGAUUAUUGAUAUGCACUGUUUUUGGUUGUGGAUAUUUGUGAAUAUAAUAUUUGGUGUACUCUGGCAUGAUAAAAGUGAAACUUUGUUAAUAUGAGUAUUUUUAAUAUAUAUAUAUAUAUUUUUUAAGUACAGAGACGAUCAACAAUGAACAUAACCGAGUCUGUGACCCAGUCGACUGGGAUGACUUCAGAAUAUGAUUAUGAAGACUCUUCCACAACUAUGGGUGAUUAUGAAGAUGGGGAAAUAUGUAACAAAGCAACAGUGCGAAAGUUUCGAAUGUACUAUGAACCUGCACUCUAUUGGAUGAUUGUGAUUCUGGGAGCCAUUGGAAACACUCUGGUAGUCUGGAUAUACACACACUUCAAAAACCGCCUGAAGGCGAUGACGGACGUUUAUCUACUGAACCUGGCUCUGGCUGAUUUGUUCUUCCUCUGCACUCUGCCAUUCUGGGCCGCCGACUCCAUCUACGGUUGGACCUUUGGCUCAGGCCUCUGCAAAAUCGUCUCUGCCAUUUACAAAAUCAACUUCUUCAGCAGCAUGUUUCUACUUACCUGCAUCAGUGUCGAUCGCUACAUAGUGAUUGUCCAGACUACCAAAGCACAGAACUCCAAGAGGGAUCGUCUCCUGUACAGCAAACUCAUCUGUGUUUUAGUCUGGCUCCUGGCGGCCGUGAUGUCCAUCCCAGAGUUUAUCUUCGCUCGUUCAAAAGAGGAUGAUCAGGGCAAUCACUUUUGUAUGAUGGUCUACUGGAACAAUGAAAACAAUCGUACAAAAAUACUGGUCCUGGCUCUCCAGAUCUGCAUGGGCUUCUGCAUCCCUCUCAUAGUGAUGAUCUUCUGCUAUACCAACAUCAUCCGCACCUUGCUGAAGACGAGGAACUUCGAGAAGCACAAGGCCCUGCGGGUCAUCCUGGCAGUUGUGGCUGUGUUUGUUGUCUCUCAGCUUCCAUACAACGGCAUGUUGGUCUUCGAAGCCACUCAGGCGGCCAAUACAACUGUCACAAACUGUGAAGAGGUCCAACUCUUUGACAUCGCCGGCCAAAUUAUGAAGAGUCUCGCUUACAUGCACAGCUGCCUAAAUCCGUUCCUUUACGCCUUCGUCGGAGUGCGUUUCCGAAAAGAUGUCUUUAAACUUUUCCAAAACCUUGGCUGUAUUCCAACCCUCAAGAACUCCAAGUUGCUGCAGGGAAGCUCUCACCGCCCCUCUGUUAUGUCAGACACAGAAACCACCAAUGCACUCUCAUUGUGAUUGGUGUCAGAACACUGCCAGUGAGGCUUGCUUAGAAAAGGCUUCUGUUUUGCUGCAGGUGCUUGGCAUCUUAGUUUGAAAGCAGAAGUUUGAGGUUCCAUAGGAGGACUUUGCAUGCUUGAAAACAUGCUGCCUGGAGGAGGGUGAAGUAACCUGCUCACCACAAUGAGAUGGCUGCCUUGAAUAUUGCAUAACAAGAGUUCUCUUUGUUUGACUGGGCCAUUUAUAUGAAUGUCACAAUUCCUGAUCAAAUAAUUGUAUGAACAGUGUUGUGGCAGGGAGAGUGCAUGGUUACUGUUUUGCCCAUUUAAUUGAAACAAUAUUUUCCAUCUUUUGUUCAGCAUUAACAUUUUCAGUUCAUAUAAAUGUUGUAUAACAACAUGAUUUGUCAUGUAUGAGCACUGCAUUUCUUCUAAAAGUGUUUUUAUUCCCCAAAAGAUUAUGAAUGUUUAUAAUUGUUAUUGUAUAAAGAUAUUUUUUUUGUCUUUUUGUUGCUGCAACUGUGAAUAUUUUAUUCAUGAUUUAAAGCCAGUUGUGUUCAUUCAGGGUGUUUGUGUCUGUUUUGAUUACUUUACACCUAAAAUAUUGUAUAUAUAUAUUUGCUGCUCAUUUUGUAAACAGUAUAUUAAAUACAAAAUGUCAAUAAAACCUGAUAUACAGGCUUCCUAA